AUGCCCGCUACACGCGUCGGAAUUAUUGGUUAUGGUAAUUUGGGAAAAUUCCUGCAUGCCGAGCUCCGGAAACUGCCAGAAUUUGAGGUGGUGAGAGUAUGGAAUCGCAGUCAUAUUGAUGGUAUCCAGCCAAUCGAAGAGAUCAAUGAGAAAAAUUUGAAGGACAUCGAUUUGGUCGUCGAAGUGGCGCAUCCUGACCUGAUGGCGACGUAUCUAGAGACAAUUUUGGCUCAUGCUGAUCUUUUUAUUGGUUCCCCAACUUGCUUGGCGGAUGAUGGACUCAUGGCUACGACCAAAAAGUUGUUAGCUGAGAACCCUGGACGACGAGUAUUCGUCCCGGCUGGAGCUUUUUGGGGCGGGAAUGACAUCCAGAAAAUGGCAGAGACCGGGUUAUUACAGGCGCUCACUGUCACCAUGACAAAGCAUCCAAAUUCCUUUAAACUCCGCGAGCCGUUGGCGGCAAAGAAUGAAGAGGCAAAGGAAGGGGAUCAGCCGGUGGUUUUAUAUGAAGGACCUGUGCGCGACCUCUGCCCCAUUGCGCCUAACAAUGUUAAUACCAUGGCCGGAGCUUCGGUUGCUGCCUUCAACCUCGGGUUUGAUGGCGUCAAGGCUAAACUGGUUUCGGAUCCAAAACUUCACGACUGGCACAUUGUAGAGGUACUCGCGGAAGGGCCGGACGGGUUUCAGGUGCAUAGUAUCAGGAAGAAUCCGGCAAAACCUGGAGCUGUAACAGGGCAAUUGACGUACUUUUCGUUUUUAUCAUCGAUUAAAGAAACUCGCCACAAGCCCGCCGGACUUCAGAUUUGC
Mesorhabditis spiculigera is the source of this 807-nucleotide messenger RNA. NCBI's taxonomy places the organism in Eukaryota, Metazoa, Nematoda, Chromadorea, Rhabditida, Rhabditidae. The record is from the annotation of a GenBank genome assembly.